Molecule: messenger RNA, 883 nt
Organism: Heterocephalus glaber (naked mole-rat)
Lineage: Eukaryota; Metazoa; Chordata; Mammalia; Rodentia; Bathyergidae
Source: RefSeq, a predicted model, not a curated record
UUGACUUCGGGGUUCAGACUUCAAUGGGCAUGAUGACACCUCUCAACUCUCCAGAAGCUGAAGAUCAGAAGCCACCCCUGCCAUGAAUUACAUUCUGCCUAAUCAAUAUUUGCAUUUACUUCUCAACUACUGUAAGACAGAUUUCCUUUUGCAUGCAAAGAGAUGCAACAGAGGCCCUCGGUGGCAGUGGGAUAAAGAUCUGUAAGGCCCUCUUGGCCUCAGACCCACUCUCCUUUGCCACAAUGCCAUGCACUGCCACCUGCCCCGACCAUCACCUGCCCUCCACUACAGCGAGGUGGUGGCCCAAGCAUGAGGAUGACUCCAACUUCUUCAAGGUGGUGGGGGGCUUCUUCAGCCGCGGCACCAACAUGGUGCGGGUCAAGCUGGUGGAGGACCUGGACACCCACGAGAGCAAAGAAAAGCAUAACUGUGUGCGCAGCAUCCUGCACAUGAUCAAGCUCUGCAACUACAUGCUGAGUGUCUCCUUCCCCUUCAGUCACAACCAUGGCUCCUGGAAGGUCAUCGAGGGCUAUGGCACUCAGCACGGUCAGCAGUGUACACCUGCAAGGGAGGCAUCCGGGACAACAUGGACAAGAAUGUGGACGAGUGAAGGUGCUGGCUUCAAUGAUGACAUGCAAGUGUGCAGUGGUUGAUAUGCCAUUUGGCGGGGCUAAAGCAGGUGUUUAGACCAAUCCCAAGAACUAGUCAGACAAUGAAUUGGAAAAGAUCCCAAGGAGGUUCACCAUGGAACUGGCAAAGAAGGGCUUUCUCAGUCCUGGCAUUGACGUGCCUGCCCUGGACAUGAGCAGGGGUGAGCGGAAGAUGUCCUUGAUCAUGGACACCUAUGACAGCACCAUAGGGCACUAUGAUAUUAAUGCAUAUG